AUGUCUGGCAACAAUGGCCUGGACCAAGAGAAACUAGAAACGAUUACAGAUCUGACGCUUGAGCGCCGUUCUCACAAUGCAGCGCCUUCGCAGAAGACCGCCUGGCCUAGGUGGGUAAGGAGAGGGAGAGAAAAGAGCAGUAUAGCACUUGCAUGUGCGUGGGUAGUUGAGCAUCAAAUCAGUAUAUCGCUGAACCUCAUAUCCAUGCUCUUCUUCGUACACAUAUUCUUCCCUGCGGCGCGACAUCAUACGCAAAAGUUUUUCCGCAUCUCCUACUAUAACCCGGCCACCGGAUCCUUUGGCCUGGGAUGGGACGAUAUAUUCUUCGUCUUUUACUGGAUUAUUGUCUUUACCGGCCUUCGAUGUGCGGUCAUGGACUAUGUCCUGGGUCCGUUGGCCUCAUAUCUGGGCCUCAAAAAAAGGAAACCCAAGGUGCGCUUCGCCGAACAAGCGUGGAUCGUUCUCUACAAUACCACGUCCUGGAGCAUAGGCAUGUGCAUCAUGUACAAUUCCGACUACUGGCUCAACUUGCGGGGGUUAUGGCGAGAUUGGCCGAUCCGAGAGAUGGAUGGGUUGGCCAAAUGGUACUACCUGGUACAAUUCGGCUUCUGGCUACAGCAGAUCGUGGUGGUAAACAUUGAGGAACGACGAAAGGACCACUGGCAGAUGUUCACACAUCACAUCGUCACAUGCGCACUCAUCUUCACCUCCUACGGCUAUCACCAGUAUCGUGUGGGCAACCUCAUCCUUUGCUUGAUGGAUGUUGUGGAUAUCCUGCUGUCGUUUGCUAAGAUCCUCAAAUACCUUCACUUCCAGACGUCGUGCGACGUCGCAUUCGGGGCGUUCAUGAUCAGUUGGUUCAUCAAUCGACAUGUUUUAUACAUGUUGGUGUGCUGGAGUCUCUACACGCACAUGCCGGAGGAGAUCCAGUACGGAUGUUACAAGGGCAGCGUCGGAAAUCUUCAGGGACCACUCCCUACACCGGAUGGUUGGGAUCAUCUCACUCAACCAUUCCGUGACCCUGAAGGCCUGGUGUGCUGGAACCAGAAUAUUGGGCUGACAUUCCUCGGCAUGCUGCUUGCUCUACAGUGCAUCAUGAUCUUCUGGUUCGUGAUGAUUGUGCGAGUGGCGUACAAGGUUCUUACAAACCAGGGGGCGGACGAUUCCCGAUCGGACGAUGAGGAUGAAGAUGAGGAGGAGGAAGAAGAAGAAGAAGAGGAAGAGGUCCACAAAGACAAAACAUCGCUUCCAUACCUUGAGAGCGAAGUGCUGAGCACCGACACGGACUUUUCGCUUUCCACGCAAAAAUCCAAGUCGACCUCUCCGUCUGGACGGAAAUCGAGCCCAGAAGCCACAUCUGGGUCAGGGCGGAGGAAGCAGAAGCACGAGAAUGGGCAUUCGUCCAGUGUCAAUCUUCUGGCGGGAAGCAGUGAUCGCAAAGAGCUUCUGGGCCGGAUCGGGUGUGACAAGGGGUCUGCCUCAGACUGA
This is a messenger RNA of Exophiala viscosa, 1488 nucleotides long. RefSeq names its product acyl-CoA-dependent ceramide synthase. Gene Ontology annotation, cellular component: membrane. The transcript has 2 exons. Gene Ontology annotation, molecular function: sphingosine N-acyltransferase activity. Gene Ontology annotation, biological process: ceramide biosynthetic process. Lineage: Eukaryota; Fungi; Ascomycota; Eurotiomycetes; Chaetothyriales; Herpotrichiellaceae. The record is from RefSeq and is a predicted model, not a curated record. The coding region runs from base 1 to 1488 and encodes 495 amino acids.